AGAUCGUCACCGGCAGAUAUUCUCUAACGCACGCUCCUGCUUCUCACGAGGACCCCAGGAGGUCAAUUAAUCGUCGACGGCCCCGGGCGACUUUAAUUGACUCUCCAAUAUGCAGCGCGCCUGGACUCGGACGGCCCAGAGCAAUCUAGGCCGUUACGGGUCCGGCCUGUCUGCUCUUGCCCGACGUCGUGCGGCAAUUCCACGACCCCGACUCCGCCCUGGCGAUGCCUUCACUCUUUUCUAUUCAUGCAUGUUUGCGACAGCAGCAGUUGUUGAUGCCAAAGUCAAGGAUACCCGUCGAAGGAAUCUGGAUGAUGCCAUUAAGGAUGUGAAAGAAAAGUUGCUUGCGUUGGACAUACAAGAGGCUACUGAGCUUGGCAGUGCUCUGAAAGCCGCUAAUGGGUCAGGAUAUUCGCUCAAAGGCGUACCUAGACUUUCAAUCCCUGGGUGGGAUAUUACUCAGAUUCUCCGUCCAUAUCUCUUCAAUACGCGCAGCACCGGGAUGACACGAAACAACACUUAUAUGUCGGAUAAAGGACAAGAAGCAUUGGUAGAUCGACUUUCGGAUAUGCUCUCCGGGUCCUCGGUCAGUAGCCAUCCAGCAAAGUCAACACAUGCAUUUGACUCGCUGGAAAGAAGGGGGGAUAAUAUUGGUCGAGCUCGCCCACCGAGACCUCAGAGCGAGCGGAAGAUCCUCGUCCAAGAAUUCUCAAUUGCCAAGCUCGCCAUACGCCUCCUUAUUCAUUCGUCCGUAAGACAUGAAGAGGAUCAUAUUGAUAAAAGCUCUGAGGCUGCCGUGCAAAGACAACAGGAUGAACUGGUUUCUAGGCUUCAGGAGAUGGAUCGUCGAUUGCGCAUGCUGCGAUAUAGCCCGGAGGCCUUUACAGAAGGUGGAUUUGGCUCACCGCAAUACCCGACAUAUCAGUCCCUGCCCUAUCACGAACGACGUGAGAGCGAACUGGCAUUAAAUACGUCAAUCAUGGACGUACUCAAUGACUAUCGGCGUGGACAGUCCCCCCUUCAGGUUAUGCUCGGCAAGAUCUGCUUCAAUUUACUGGCAUCGCCGACGCCUCCGAACACUGAAACUUACAAUCUCCUCGUCAUCUACUUCAGCCGAUUCAAGGAAAGCAACUUGGUAAAGAUGGUCCUCAAUUCCUUUGAUGAGAGCCAUAUGCGACCAAAUGAGAGAUCCGUCUCGUCGCGCCUCAAAUUUUACACUGUGACCAACAACAAGUUUGGAUUCAAGGACUACCUCGCGAAAUUAGAUGGUCUCAAAGGCGGUACCGCGCUCGCUCGUCCUGGCAUCAAGGUCUCGGCUGGGAAUGAUCGCCUUGUAGCUCGCGGAGGCAAAAUUUUCCAGAAAGCGCCACGCAAUCAGAUCGUGUUCGGGGCUCUAAUCAACGGCGCAUGCAAGUUUUUUGGCUUAGAGAAGGCGCUGCAUUGGUACGAACGCAUGAUUGAGGAAGGCUGGAGCGCCAAUGUGGAAAUUCUUACAACACUUCUUCGACACUGCGCCAACACCGAGAAUUGGGAAGCCGGCCGGCUGGUCUGGAAAUCUCUUCAGGCAUUUAACGCCAAGGCUUCCAGUCCCCUUUCCGACGAGCAGCAAAGGAUAGAUGAUUUCGCUUACUACUGGAUGCUCAAGCUGUGCAAGGCAUGCAGCGAGACUCAGGAGUACCAACGAAUUCUGCGAGAAGCAAUUGCAAAUGGCUUUUCGCAUAAGCGAGUUGUUCAUUCGCCAGUCAUGGACAAGACGGCAAGGUACAAGCUGCGCAAGCAGCAAAACCUACGCGUUUCUAUCGGGGAAGCUGCGAAUCCAGCUCGAGCCAUAGAAGCCAUUGAGUCUUCAGAGCUGCCGGAACAAGAAGAGGUGGCUCCUCAGGUUUCAUCGCCGCGCCACUUCCGUUCAGAGGAAGCGUAUCACGAUAUUGAUUAUGAGGAGCAUCGUCGUCCUGUCUACAUGGCCAGUGCAUGUUGAGCUUGGGGUGCACUGCUCUCUGAUGUGAAUAUUCUCUAUGGCGUUGCGUCAUUGGCGUUUGGGUUGACUGGGAAUUUUGAGCAAGGUGGUGGGAUUUUCACUGUUUUGUUUGACGUGUGGAUUGGGCCCGUCCUGUCCCAGAUUGCUUUGGCUUACUUCUAUGUACCUUUUCAUUUUGUAUAUCUCAUGUUCUUGUCUAUAUAGUUUCCUUAACACCAACGAUACCGGUGUAUAUCCCUUGUUCUAAUCGGUAUCGAAUGAAAAUUCCUUCUAUCAUAUAUUCUGAUCGGGGAUACCCCUUCCUGGCAUGGUAGCUAACUCUGGGUCUAAGGAUGCUUAGGAGGAUUUUAAAAAGCACCUUAACCUAGUGAUGAUUUUGAUGUCUGUAAAACGUUGUCUACGCUGAAAUUUACUGGAUUCUA
Messenger RNA from Xylona heveae TC161, 2400 nucleotides. RefSeq lists its product as hypothetical. The coding region runs from base 110 to 1978 and encodes 622 amino acids. The record is from RefSeq and is a predicted model, not a curated record. Lineage: Eukaryota; Fungi; Ascomycota; Xylonomycetes; Xylonales; Xylonaceae. The transcript has a single exon. Gene Ontology annotation, molecular function: protein binding.